This is a messenger RNA of Entelurus aequoreus (snake pipefish), 1442 nucleotides long. RefSeq names its product acidic proline-rich protein PRP25-like. The record is from RefSeq and is a predicted model, not a curated record. The coding region runs from base 27 to 584 and encodes 185 amino acids. Lineage: Eukaryota; Metazoa; Chordata; Actinopteri; Syngnathiformes; Syngnathidae. The transcript is spliced from 2 exons.
UCUCCGACUUUCUAGGACGUGUUUUUAUGCCACUUCUUUUUCUGUCUCAUUUUGUCCACCACACUUUUAACGUUGUACUUGAGUGCACAAAGAGUACGGCCCCAGCCUCCCCGAGAGCCCAUCCCACAAACAGUAGGUGUGGUGCCCAGGGAACCAGGGGCCACCGCCCCCACGCAGCCAAGCCGGACAGCGACAGGGACCCCAGAGCCCGGCCCACCGCGCCGCCCACAAGGGCCAGCAGCAGGCCGCAGACAGACGCACCCGGCAGAGGACAAGGCACGAGAAAAGCAGGGGGCAGCCAGACCCCAAGCCAGCGAGAGACCACACCCCACACGGACAGAAAGGCGGGACGCCCCGCCCGAGGGGCCCGGAGACCCCCCGCAACCGGACGGGAAGACCGCCCCCGCCCCACCGGAGAGCGCGGCGAGGCCAGCCCACUGCCACCCCACCCAAGCCGGCCGCCACAGGACCACCCAGCACGGGGCCACAGGAACCACCCACCCCACCCGCAGGGACCCCAACGAUGGAGAUGGAACAACCAGCAACCGCCCCGCCGAGUCCCCCCCCCUGAGGUAGGGGAAUAAAUAAAUAAAAUAAAUAAAUACAUAAUAAUAAUAAUAAUAAUAUUAAUAAAAUAUAUUAAAAAAAUAAGAAUAAAUAAAUAAUUAAAUCUAUUGAUAAAAAAAUAAAAUAAAAAAUAAUUAAAAGAAGAUCACAGACAUGCUGACACACAAGGUCGCUACCCCAACAACUGGCCGACUCGCAGCACCUCGGAAUACCCUGCAGCACCAAGCUACCACAGUAGACGCAGGGACCAGACCCAGCAGACCCCAACCAAGAUGGGCACCCGGAAGGGAUGGACAGUGGGACCCAGGAGCUCCAGACACGCAGUCCGGAUGCAGUAGCCUGAGGCGCCGACCCCCACCCGACAGGCAGGCCCAGAACGUACCCCCAGAAAUAUACAUACAUAUAUAUAUACAUACACAUAAACAUACACAUGUACACAUACACACACAUACACAUGCAUACACAUACACAUAUAUAUACAUACAUACAUACAUACAUACAUACAUACAUACAUACAUACAUACAUACAUACACACACACAUACACAUACAUAUACACACAGUUUGUCAGCCCCGACAACCACCACGCGCGCGCGCUGCCACCAGUCACGACAUCAGCCACCCCCCUGCACCAGACCCAGCAGCCACGGGCGCCCACACCACAAACAAACGGCAGCAGAAACAGCAGCCACAACACCCCCAGACAGCCAGCACCACCCAAUCAAAUCAAAGCGAUCAAAAAAAAAAAACGCGACCGGCAACCACACGCCAACAGGAUCACAGAGACCAGCCAGCGCCAGCCCGCCAGGAAGCCCAAACGCCAACACGCAAACACGCAAACAAGAGACUUACUUGCCAACCUUGAGACCUCCGAUA